GACAGCACUGUACGCACAAACUCGAGGAGAAUUGUGUGAGGCCAGUUCACCACCUACUCAUUAAGAGACAUCAACUCUCCUGCAGCGCUCCGCAGAACACAGAGCCAUCAUGAACCUUCUCUUCCGUGCGCUACUGCUACUGGGACUGACAGCGUAUUCAUUUGCAGCACCGGCUGUCGAUUCUGUCAGGUGGUGCAACAAAUCCCCCCAGGAGCAAAGGAAAUGUGAAGCCCUGAAAGCAGCUACCGGCCACUUUACCUGCCUGGAGAAAAAGGAUACACUGCAGUGCAUUGAAGCAAUAAAGAAUGGGAUGGCAGAUGCAAUAACCCUGGAUGGUGGGGAUAUUUAUGAAGCUAGCCUUACAAACCAUGAUCUUCACCCAAUCAUUGCUGAGGACUACGGUGAAACUACUUCUGAUACUUGCUACUACGCUGUGGCUGUUGUCAAGAAGGGCAGUGGCUUUUCGUUCAGAGACUUAAAGGGAAAGAAGUCCUGUCACACUGGACUGGGCAAGUCUGCAGGCUGGAACAUUGCUAUUGGGACUCUUUUAUCUGAGAAGAUCCUAGAGUGGGAUGGGCCAGAGACAGAACAAAUUGAAACUGCCGUCUCCAGGUUCUUUUCUGCAAGCUGUGUACCAGGGGCAGCGAAGGACCUCUACCCAAAGCUGUGCGAGCUGUGUGUCAACUGCGCCCGUUCACACUCGGAACCUUACUACGAUUAUGAAGGGGCUUUCAAAUGCCUGAAGGAUGGCAAAGGUGAAGUUGCGUUUGUCAAACACCUUACAGUCAAAGAUGCUAACCCAAGUGAUUAUGAGUUGCUGUGUAAAGACGGCUCUAGAAAAGAACUUAGUGAUUACCUGUCCUGUUAUCUGGGCAGAGUGCCUGGGCAUGCUGUUGUUACCAGAAGCGAUAAAGACUUGGCGCAUAAAAUUUGGCAGCACCUUGAAGCUGCAAAGAGCACAUUCCCCAACCUCUUUAAGUCUUCCGAGUAUGGAGGCAAGAACCUGAUGUUCAAAGAUUCUACAAAGAAGUUGGUGCUUGCCCCUGACAACAUGAAUGCCUAUCUGUACCUGGGAGCGGAGUACAUGCACAUAAUUCAAGCCCUCAAGAAAAAGGAACCCUCCAGCACCCCCACAGAUCCAGUGAAAUGGUGUGCGGUUGGCAAAAAAGAAACAGAGAAGUGUGACGCAUGGUCCAUAAACACGUGCACCACGACUGAGUGUGAUAAAGGAAAAAUUAAAUGCAUAUCUGCAGUGUCUGUUGAUGACUGUAUUGAAAAGAUCAUGAAAAAGGAAGCUGAUGCUGUCGCCAUGGAUGGAGGCUAUGUCUACAGAGCAGGGCAAUGCGGUCUUGUGCCCGUCAUGGCAGAGAACUAUGAUGAAGAGGCAUGCUCAUCGUCAGCACCAGCACAAGGUUCCUAUUAUGCUGUGGCUGUUGUGAAGAAAGACUCUCCACUAACCUGGGACUCCCUACAAGGUACAAAAUCCUGCCACACAGGUUUGGGACGGACUGCAGGGUGGAACAUUCCAAUGGGAACUCUCAAGAGAACCGUUAUCAAAGACUGUGACUUCACUAAAUUCUUCAGCCAGAGCUGCGUUCCCGGAGCAAACAAAACCUCCAGCUUGUGCUCCUUGUGCGCUGGAGAUAAAAAGACUACUAUUGGAGGCGACCAUUCCAAAUGCUUAGAAAAUGACUCUGAGUCAUACUAUGGAUAUGCUGGGGCACUCAGGUGUCUGAUCGAAGGUGGAGAUGUUGCCUUUGUUAAACACACAACUGUGUUUGACAAUACUGAAGGACGUAAUAUUCCUACAUGGGCCAAGGGCUAUAAGCCCUCUGACUUCAAGCUGCUGUGUUACAACAGUGUAAGAAAAACUGCUUCCCCCAGUGAGUAUAAGGAGUGCAACCUUGCUAGAGUCCCAGCACAUGCAGUGAUGACUCGUCCUGAAAGCAGAGAUGUGGUCGUCAGUUUACUGAAGGAGCAACAGACGCAGUUUGGUUCUUCUCAAACCGAUGCAGAUGCCUUUAAGCUGUUCAAGUCGGAAACCAAGGACCUUCUUUUCAAGGACUCCACCAAGUGUCUGACAGAGGUCCGUGCAGGAACAACUGUGAAAGAUUUUCUUGGAAGGGAAUAUUAUGACUCUGUAACAGGACUCUCAGCAUGCUUGCCAUCAGAACUCCAGCAAGCAUGCACAUUCCACACGUGCAAGCUAACUUAAAAAAAAACAAACAAAAAAAAAACAAAAAAAAACACCCGAGAACUACUUCUGGACCUGCGAUGUUGAAUUCUAUUCAUGUAAUCGUCUAUCUACACUAACAUGCAGAUACCUUUCGGAAAGGUGGAUGGGGGGGUGGGUGUAGAUCAUGAGUCUUCCAAAUGUUGUCAAAAGAAAAUAAAUAAAAUACUUUUCAUACUG
Polyodon spathula (Mississippi paddlefish) is the source of this 2413-nucleotide messenger RNA. RefSeq names its product serotransferrin-like. Gene Ontology annotation, cellular component: recycling endosome; extracellular region; early endosome. Lineage: Eukaryota; Metazoa; Chordata; Actinopteri; Acipenseriformes; Polyodontidae. Gene Ontology annotation, biological process: antibacterial humoral response; iron ion transport. The record is from RefSeq and is a predicted model, not a curated record. The transcript has 17 exons. The coding region runs from base 110 to 2215 and encodes 701 amino acids.